UGACUGUGCUAUCUAGUGGAACAUUUUUUAAAUGCUAGGUUGACUACUUGUGAGCGGGGACAGGGUACGAGGAUAGAUCUGUUGACCAAAUGUUAUGCAUGGGUUAAUGUUUACUCUCAGGGCUAGUAGUGUAUGGCCGUGUGCAUAUCAGAGACUGGGCAACGUACUACUGCCCAGAUAUAUAUCCAAAAUGUCUGGAGACCCCAACUGGUUGCCCCCAGCUGACAGAGAACAGCUGCUAAUGGAGCUGAAGGCUACUGGCUGGGUAGAGGUGGAGGAGCGGGAUGCCAUCUACAAAGAGCUCCACUUCAAAACCUUUAAUCAGGCCUUUGGCUUCAUGUCCCGAGUGGCUUUGCAAGCAGAGAAGAUGAAUCACCAUCCAGAGUGGUUCAACGUUUAUAACAAGGUCCAGAUAACGCUAACUACGCAUGACUGUGGAGGAUUGUCCAAACGGGAUAUCAAGAUGGCCAAGUUUAUUGACAAAGUGACCUUGUCCAUGUAGAUGUUCCUCCUGUAUAUGUCACACGAUUGUUGUACAACUUUCUAUUUCAAAUAAAAAUGUAUUCAUUAUAA
Molecule: messenger RNA, 573 nt
Organism: Oncorhynchus nerka (sockeye salmon)
Lineage: Eukaryota; Metazoa; Chordata; Actinopteri; Salmoniformes; Salmonidae
Product: pterin-4-alpha-carbinolamine dehydratase 2-like
Exons: 4
Coding region: 95-502 (135 amino acids)
Biological process (GO): tetrahydrobiopterin biosynthetic process
Molecular function (GO): 4-alpha-hydroxytetrahydrobiopterin dehydratase activity
Source: RefSeq, a predicted model, not a curated record